CCGGCGAUGCUGGGCGUGUGGUCUCUGCUUCUCCUCUGGGGUCUGGUGACUCCGUGCCAGGGGCUGCUUGAGACGGUGGGCAUGCUUGCUCGGAUUGACAAGGAUGAACUCGGCAAAGCCAUCCAGAACUCGCUGGUCGGGGGGCCCAUUUUGCAGAACAUGCUGCGGACUGUCACAUCUGUGAACCAGGGCCUCCUGGGCUCAGGGGGCCUGCUCGGAGGAGGUGGCCUGCUGAGCUACGGAGGGGUUCUUGGCGUUGUCAAGGAGCUUUCUGGGUGAGUCCUUACACAAUGUGAUUUGCCCAAGGUCACCCAAGCCCUGGUCAGCGGCCCCGGGGUGGGCGCGGCUAAGGCGGCCCUGGUGGGUGGCGCCUGGCCGCCUGGCCACGCCCCCAGCAUCAGGUCUCGCAGCCCCCUGGGGGGCCUCUUGCAGCUGGCAGCUGAGGUGAAAGUGUCGUCGCGGGUGGCGCUGGGCGUGAGCGCGCGGCGUACGCCCAUCCUCAUCCUCAAGCGCUGCAGCACGCUCCUGGGCCACAUCAGCCUGCUCUCAGGGCUGCUGCCCGCACCGCUCUUUGGGGUCGUGGAACAGACGCUCUUCAAGGUGCUGCCAGAGUUCCCGUGCCCCGUGGUGGACAGCGUGCUGGGCGUGGUGAAUGAGCUCCUGGGGGCUGUGCUCGGGCCUGGUGCCCUCGGGGCUCUUGGGUCCGUGGAAUUCACUCUGGCCACAUUGCCUCUCAUCUCCAACCAGUACAUAGAGCUGGACAUCUAUCCCAUUGUGAAGAGCGUAGCAGGUGACAUCAUCGACUUCCCCAAGCCCCCCAACCCCAUCAAGGUGCCCCCCAAGGAGGACCACACAUCCCAGGUGACUGUGCCUCUCUACCUCUUUAACACCGUGUUUGGGCUCCUGCAGACCAUUGGUGCCCUUGACCUGGACAUCACCCUUGAGCUGGUUUCCAGCAGUGUUCCACUGACAACUACAGAGCUGGCGGCUUUGGUCCCUGAGACCCUGAGGAAGCUGCCACCAGGCCAGCAGCUCCUGCUCUCACUGAGGGUAAAAGAAGCACCCACGGUCACGCUCCAGGACAAGAAGGCCAUGGUCUCCGUCCCAGCUAACAUCCAUGUGCUGUCCUACCUCCCUAAAGGGACCCGUGAAGCCUUCUUCCAGCUGAACAGAGUGAUGACUUUAAAUGCCCAGCUGGCUCCGUCAGCUACCAAGCUGCACCUCUCCCUGUCCCUGGAACGGCUCAGUGUCCAUCUGGCCUCCUCCUUCGCCCACGCCUUUGAUGCAAGUUCCUGGGAGGGUGAGCAGCUCGGCAUUGGAUCAGACUCCAGCUGCUAUAUAAGACUGGCCUGUGAUCCGGUUCAGCCAAAGCAGAAGGCCCGGUGA
Molecule: messenger RNA, 1386 nt
Organism: Balaenoptera musculus (blue whale)
Lineage: Eukaryota; Metazoa; Chordata; Mammalia; Artiodactyla; Balaenopteridae
Gene: BPIFB3
Product: BPI fold containing family B member 3
Exons: 14
Molecular function (GO): lipid binding
Source: RefSeq, a predicted model, not a curated record